CAGGUCCGGGCAGGUCCGGGUGGGAAGCAGGCAGCCGAGCCGGGACCCCGCUCCGGAGCCCGAGCGAGGACUCCGAGGCCGCGGCCCCGCCUCCUCCCCGCCCCGCGCCCGCCGCUAGCUGGUCGCGCCCCGAGCUCCGAGCCGCGGCGGCAGGGCCGCGCCGGAGCCACAGCCGCAGCCGCAGCCGCAGCCGGAAACCGGCCCGAGCCGGGCCCGAGGGUGAAGCCCGGUCCCGGCGGCGCCCGGAGCCGGACCCGAGCCCCGCGCGGCUCAUGGCGGGGCCGCGGGUCGCGCUGCUGGCCUGGUGCCGCCGCCAGUGCGAGGGCUACAGCGGCGUGGACAUCCGCGACCUGAGCAGCUCCUUCCGGGACGGCCUGGCCUUCUGCGCCAUCCUGCACCGGCACCGGCCCGACCUGCUAGAGUUUGAUUCACUUUCCAAGGACAAUGUCUUCGAGAAUAACCGUUUGGCCUUUGAAGUGGCUGAGAAGGAGCUGGGUAUCCCUGCUCUCCUGGACCCCAAUGACAUGGUCUCCAUGAGUGUCCCUGACUGCCUCAGCAUCAUGACCUACGUGUCCCAAUAUUACAACCACUUCGCCAGCCCUGGCCAAGCCGGUGUCUCAUCACCCAGAAAGGGCCUGGCAGCAUCCUCCCCGCCAUCUGAAGCACCCACUCCCGCGGAACCAGGAGACAGGGCUCAGGGCGGUGAGUGCUCCUCGGGCAGCCUGUCAGAGCAGGGCGCCCACCGGACCCCCAGCAGCACGUGUGCGGCCUGCCAGCAGCACGUGCACCUGGUGCAGCGUUACCUGGCCGACGGCAAGCUGUACCACCGGCACUGCUUCCGGUGUCGGCGGUGCUCCAGCACCCUGCUCCCCGGAGCUUACAGGAGUGGGCCAGAGGAGGGCACUUUCGUGUGUGCGGAGCACUGUGCCAGACUGGGCCCCAGUGGGCGGUCAGGGGCCAGGCCUGCACUCCCCCCACAGCCAAAGCAGCAGCAACUUACAGAAGAAGCCAAGGAUGUGGAGAGAGGCGGCCCCAGCCCUAACGCGGCUGCCGGGGCCGAGGUGGACGUACCCAAGGCCAGCCCCGAGGGCCGACCCCAGAUCCCCUCCAAGCCCCGGGUUCCCGGCAAACCACAGGAGCUGGCCAGCCCCCCGGGCAGCCGCCCCACACCUGCCCCCAGGAAGGCCUCUGAGAGCACAGCCCUGAUGCUCCCCACGCCCCGGCCCCGGUCCAGCCUACAGCAGGAGAACUUGGUGGAGCAGGGAGGCGGCAGCGGCCUGGUGAAUGGGAAGCUGCAUGAACCCCCCAUCCCCAAGCCCAGAGGGACACCCAAGCUGUCAGAGAGGACACCAGCCCCCAGGAAAGACCCCCCAUGGAUCACACUGGUGCAGGCAGAGCCAAAGAAGAAGCCAGCCCCGCUGCCCCCGAGCAGCAGCCCCGGGCCGCCGCCACCGGGCCGGGACAGCAGGCAGGUGGAGAACGGAGGUGUGGAUGAGGUGGCCCCACGGGGCCCGGAGGUGGCUGGCCCGGAGCCCAAGCCCUACAACCCCUUUGAGGAGGAGGAGGAAGAGCCCCCAGCUGCACCCAGCCCAGCCACCGGCCCUGCCCCGACUCACCCGGAGUCUACACCCAAGUCCCUGCACCCCUGGUACGGCAUCACCCCCACGAGCAGCCCCAGGACAAAGAAGCGCCCCGCCCCCCGAGCACCCAGUGCAUCCCCCCUUGCUCUCCACACCUCCCGCCUGUCACACUCGGAGCCACCCUCAGCUACCCCGUCGCCAGCCCUCAGCGUGGAAAGCCUGUCAUCUGAGAGCUCCAGCCAGCCCCCAAGUGGGGAGCUUCUGGAGCCGCCAGUUGUGCCCAAGAGCUCCUCAGAGCCUGCUGUCCAUGCCCCUGGCACCCCUGGGACCUCGGCCAGCCUCUCUGCCAACUCCUCCCUGUCCUCCUCUGGGGAGCUGGUGCAGCCCAGUGUGGACCGGACAGCUCAAGCCAGCCCUGGCCUUGCCCCCAAUACUAGGGGCAGCCCUGGUCCCCCUCCAGCCAAGCCCUGCAGUGGCGCUGCUCCCACCCCUCUCGUGCUGGUUGGAGACAAGAGCCCUGCGCCUUCCCCUGGAACCUCGUCCCCGCAGCUCCAGGUAAAGUCUUCCUGCAAGGAGAAUCCUUUUAACCGGAAGGCAUCACCCACAGCGUCCCCAACCGUAAAGAAGGCCACCAAGGGCUCCAAGCCAGCGAGACCGCCUGCCCCAGGACACGGCUUCCCGCUCAUCAAACGCAAGGUUCAAGCUGACCAGUACAUCCCCGAGGAGGACAUCCAUGGAGAGAUGGACACCAUCGAGCGCCAGCUGGAUACCCUGGAACACCGUGGGGUCCUGCUGGAGGAGAAGCUGCGUGGUGGAGUGAACGUGGGCAUCUGGUUUCCAGAGGGCCGUGAGGAUGACAUGCUGGUGGACUGGUUCAAGCUCAUCCACGAGAAGCAUCUGCUGGUUCGGCGGGAGUCCGAGCUCAUCUAUGUCUUCAAGCAGCAGAACCUGGAGCAACGCCAGGCCGACGUGGAGUAUGAACUCCGGUGCCUUCUCAACAAGCCAGAAAAGGACUGGACAGAAGAGGACCGGGGCCGAGAGAAGGUGCUGAUGCAGGAGCUCGUGACCCUCAUCGAGCAGCGCAACGCCAUUGUCAGCUGCCUAGAUGAGGACCGGCAGAGGGAGGAAGAGGAAGAUAAGAUGUUGGAAGCCAUGAUCAAGAAGAAAGAGUUCCAGAAGGAGGCUGAACCCGAGGGCAAGAAGAAGGGGAAGUUCAAGACCAUGAAGGUGCUGAAGCUGCUAGGAAACAAGCGUGAUACCAAGAGCAAGUCCCCGGGAGACAAGAGCUAACAGCGCAGGCUGCCAGCUGGGGACUCCACCGCUCCUGGCUCGCCCCCGGGCUGUGCUCUGCCAGGGACGCCCAGCUUCCCUUCAGGAUCAGUCGAGGGGAAAGAUGACUUAAGGGGAGGGAGCCUCUGGGUGAUGGCCUCUCCCUCCUCAGGGUCCUCUGGCUGGCCUGGGCCAAAGAGUUUUCUUCCCUCUCCUCUGAGCCACCGGCAGCUGCGCCUCAGCCCUGCCCAGCCUGGUUGUGAUGACCCCAGAUGCUGUGACUGACCCAGGGAGCGAGCCGGCUCCUGGGUCCGGGGAGCGGCCGCAGCCGAGCACACCCGCCCCUCGUCCCACCCAGCACCUGGCCUGCCGUGCCGGGCAGCUCCUUGGUCCCUCUUCCCUUCUGUACCACGUGCAGAGGGGAUCCUUACCUCUCAGAGUCUUUGGGUCUUUCUGCCCACGAGGUCUGCCCAGGGUGGACCUCUGGCCUGGGUCUCCUGCCCCCAGGGCUCUGCCCUCUUGGCGGGCCAGUAAGCCGGGCUCGGCCACGCUGGUGCCUUCCCGCCCCUGCCCUGGUUCUGAGUCCCUGUCUUCCUUUCGGUGCAGGCGGCCCUGACUCUCUUUCUCCUCACUCAGGACCUCUAUUUAUGAAGUCUCUUAAUUAAGUUUGAGGUAGUUACUGUGUCCUCAGACACGAGUGGGCCGGGACAGAUCCCUCCCUCUGUUCCUCAGAGUUCUAGGAGCUUCCCUCGUCUCCCCUUAUUCUGUAGGAGGUCUCCCUGUCCAGGACACCGUGCUGGGGUGGGUGGGAGCCGAGUGCUGAGCCCCCGCAGGGAGGGUCCCGGGGAGGCAGGCCCCAGCUGCAGUUCUGGCCCCUGCCCCUCAGCCAGAUCGGCAGCAGGCGGGGCUGCUGCCGUAGGUGCUAACCCUGGUCCUUUACCGCACUGCAGCCCGGCCCCUCCUUUAGGCUCUCCCCGCCACCCCAGGGCUGGGGCGCAGUGGACCCACUCCCGGGCGGUCAUCGCCAGCCUGUCUUCUCACACUCGUCUGUUGUCUGUUCUCUCCUGACUUGUUGCUACCGAAGGACUCAUGGUCGCUCACCCCCUGGGAUGGCUGUGGGAGCGGAGGAGCCGAUGGGGACCACCACCUUCCCCCCAGGGAAUGUGCCCAGCAGCUCUUGGUCAAAGCACUGUUGCUGUAAGCUAUUUCCGGGGUGCCUCUAGGGCCCCCUUCCCUCAGCACACCUAUGGGGAAAGAUCGCACUGUAUUAAUUUGAGAGGGUUUUCCUCACCGACAAUAAACGGAGACCACCUCAGUCGCCAGUGCCCUGCAGCCUCAAGGUGCCUUCCCCUCGCCAGGCCUGCCUUCUUCCCUGCCUCUGCCAGGCCUCGAGGCCGGCAUCUCUGCUUGCCGAGGAGGGCGUGGAGGGGCUGUCCACCGCCGGGGGCCCUGGCCCUCACUGCCUGCCCCCCAGGCAGGACCCCUUCCUCUGCAGGGACAGGUGGCUCCCGCGCCUGUGCAGCCCCCGGCCACCUCCUUCCUGACAUGCCUGUUGACCUGCAGCUGGGGUCACCAACUCCAGCGGCAGGUGACACACGUGAACCGGGCUGGGUGUGUCCUGAGGGACGGCCCCGACACCCAGGUGGUGGGGACUGGGGUGAAUGGGGGUGGAUACGCCGCAACUAGAGGGGAAGUUCUCCCUCAUUUAAGUCGACUGUAGCCUGUGGGAUGUGGGCCCAGUGGGGCCAGAUCUUUCCAUUUUUCAAGAGAAACUGGAAAUCCA
This is a messenger RNA of Balaenoptera musculus (blue whale), 4632 nucleotides long. RefSeq names its product MICAL like 1 (gene MICALL1). The transcript is spliced from 16 exons. NCBI's taxonomy places the organism in Eukaryota, Metazoa, Chordata, Mammalia, Artiodactyla, Balaenopteridae. The record is from RefSeq and is a predicted model, not a curated record. The coding region runs from base 273 to 2870 and encodes 865 amino acids. Gene Ontology annotation, molecular function: protein binding.